GUCAACGUCAACACCAACGUCCCCCUAGCAAUAGCACUUGCAUAUUUGUUAUUCCCAUUAGAUUGAUUUCGUAUUUUCAUCAUACUUUCUCAAACGCGAAUCUGCAACGUCUACACAGAUUAGAAGUCUUCGCCAACACGCUCCCAACGCCUUAUAUUCGACGAUGUUGACUUCUAAUUAUGUUUUCCACGAACCAACGCCAGCAGUUGUCGAUAUCGACGACAGUGGUGAUUUCGAUUUUGUCUUCAUCGAACGAGAUUUAGAAGGCAGAAUCACCGAUGACGAAGACGACGGUGACUCCUAUGACUACUGCGAAGACGUUUGUUCUAUACUUUCUAACACUUACAACGAACAAGAAAGCAACGACAAUGCCUCGUUGUUGUCUAAUGACUCCUCAUCUCCUACGACGGACUUGAAGGAGUCGGUUCUUACUGUCCCUUCUGCCCUUAUGAAGGAUCUCGAUGAGGCGCACGAGGCUGCAAAAUUGAUUCGUAUUACAGAUCCCGAGGAGAGUAGCGUUGUGGGUGCAAUGCCCGUCGGAGAGGAAAAAGAAUCUAACGAAUCCGUUUCCUCCGACGAACUAAUUACCCCAACUGACAUCGCCACCCAGGAUUCUCCGCAGGAAUUAUUUACGGAAUCAUUAGAGAAAACUCCCAACCCCGCAGCUUACAACCCGACUGCCGUUAGCACUACGGGCAGAACAAUCAUAUUCUUAACCGCGUUGCCGAAAGAGUUUGAUCCAUCGGCGAAGCAAACAGGAUCUGGUUUACUAUUUUCAAAACAGGAAGAUGAGUAUUCGACGAAGGACAGCAACAAAAACAAGCAUGUCUCCAAUUCUGUCUCCAUCAGUCGAACUUCAAACAAAAAACGACGAAAGAAGCUGAAAAUGUUGAAGAAGGCACAAGCAGCAAGCGCCGCAGCUGAGCGGAUGAAGCAGCAGAUCAGCAGUUCUUCUUCUUCUACGGGAAAGGUUUCCAACAAGUACACGAAGCGUGCAGGCACAGCCUCAAGCAACAAAAAACAGCUCAGUACAACAUCGUCGCGAGUUGGAUCAAAAAAAGCCACCAACAUUGCUGUAUCUUGCGCGAUGGAAACGAUGGCCAACUAUAGAGACGAACUGUCUCGCCAGCAAGGAAAACAAGGUGCACCACAGGUGUUUGGCUCCUGAAAUAGUUGUGCCAGCGCAAGAGGAACGAGAAACAUAUUCUCGAUCUCUACUUCUUGCCUUGCGUAAAAGUGGUAUCUGUAUUGGUGCUGCUUCUGGCUGUUUCAUCUCAUACAUGAAUCCUCUAAAUCACGAGACAACGUUUAAAGGACUGGAAUCGCUUUUGCUGCUAAUGACGGCAAACGGUACAAAACARCGAAAGCAACAAGAGCGAUAACACCAAUCACAGCUCCUGUUUAUCCCUAUUCUGUCUACAGCGAAAAUUGAUGUUUCAAUCAAUGCGACAGAAUUCAAUUUCAUUUGAGAGGCAAAUCAGAUCAAAAACAAAAGAAAAAGAAGAAAAAAUAGAAAACCCAGAAAAAUAUGUCAAGACAACAAAACAAAAAAAACCUUUCUUGUCGGUGAAACAAGAGAGGGAAAAAAAUUUAUGGAAUGGAUGACAGCAUCAUGUAACAAAAACUGCUUUCGUUUCUGCUGAAUACUGUAACGAACAGCAUCAAUAAAAUUAUUCAAAUAUAGAAUUACAUCAGUU
This is a messenger RNA of Pseudo-nitzschia multistriata, 1697 nucleotides long. Lineage: Eukaryota; Bacillariophyta; Bacillariophyceae; Bacillariales; Bacillariaceae. The record is from the annotation of a GenBank genome assembly.